AGGCCAGGCCUAGGCCCGCGCUGGGGCCAAAACCUCCGACCAAAGCUGAGGCGAAGUUUCCUCUUCCUCCUUGCGGCGCUUCUGAGGGGAAGGCCGGCUCUUGCCCUCCUCGCCUGACGGGCGAGGCUUCUUCUUCUUCCCCUCAGAAGCAGGCGCCGCCAUGGUGGAGGUGAACGUGGCCUUCCUCCGCUCCCUCAGGGGAGCCCUCAAGAUAGCGCGCAUGAUCUUAGCUUUCAUGGCAGCUAUUACUUUUGGUGUUGGUCCAUCUCAUGAAGCAUACCUAACACUUGCAAUCAUCGAACUUGUCAUCACUUUGUUAUUCUUUCUAUUAUAUCUGCUGCAUCUGCAAAGAGUGCUGUCAUUCUUAUUUUGGCCCUUGGCUGAUGCCUUCAACUCUCUGAUAGCAGCGCUGUUUCUCUUCAUCGCAGGCCUGUGUGGAGUAAUUAAAAAACCCUUUAUUGAAGAGUUAGUUGGAGGAGUGUUUUUCCUGAUCCUGUGUGCUCUUUCUAUAGCAGAUGCUGCUUUUCUCUUGAAGAAUAUGACUUUUAAUAGACAACCACCAGGAAGGGAUAUUAUUCAGAGAUAGAAGAAACAACCCAAAAUUUAAUUUAUAAUCCAUUAGGAACACCUCUUGAACUGUAAGGCCAUUUGUGUCAUAUUUUCUGUGUAUUGUUCUAAAAAGGGAAGAGCACAAUUUAGCCAGUCAAGCACUUUUAAGCCCUGUUGAUUUCAGCAGGAGAAAUGGAAGCAUAUGCUUACAUUCCAUUAACAAUCAAUGUGAUCUAAAGAUGCAUAAUUUUAGCUGGGUUGUCUCUUUAUUUUUUAAAAAGAAUUUGUAUCUAAUUUAUUCAACUGUUUGAAUGGUCUUUAAAAUGGUUUCUCUGUGUUUUAUAAAACGACAGUUGUAAAUGUUACAUUUUAAAAAAAUAUCAUAUGUAACUUUAUGAAGCUUCUGAACUUUCUGGUUUGUGUUACUAUUGUUGUUUUUAAUAAAAAGGCUUUUUCC
Molecule: messenger RNA, 1006 nt
Organism: Sceloporus undulatus (fence lizard)
Lineage: Eukaryota; Metazoa; Chordata; Lepidosauria; Squamata; Phrynosomatidae
Product: chemokine-like factor
Exons: 4
Coding region: 161-586 (141 amino acids)
Cellular component (GO): membrane
Source: RefSeq, a predicted model, not a curated record